Pan troglodytes (chimpanzee) is the source of this 2436-nucleotide messenger RNA. It is a transcript of the gene FOXK1, whose product is annotated as forkhead box K1. Gene Ontology annotation, molecular function: DNA-binding transcription factor activity, RNA polymerase II-specific; protein binding; RNA polymerase II cis-regulatory region sequence-specific DNA binding. Bases 23 to 2224 code for a protein of 733 amino acids. Gene Ontology annotation, biological process: regulation of transcription by RNA polymerase II. The transcript is spliced from 9 exons. Lineage: Eukaryota; Metazoa; Chordata; Mammalia; Primates; Hominidae. The record is from RefSeq and is a predicted model, not a curated record.
GGCCGCUCGGAGCCGCGCGAACAUGGCCGAAGUCGGCGAGGACAGCGGCGCCCGCGCCCUGCUCGCGCUGCGCUCGGCGCCCUGCAGCCCAGUGCUGUGCGCCGCAGCCGCCGCCGCCGCCUUCCCCGCGGCCGCACCCCCGCCGGCCCCCGCGCAGCCCCAGCCUCCGCCCGGGCCGCCGCCGCCGCCGCCACCGCCGCUGCCUCCGGGCGCGAUCGCGGGCGCGGGCUCCUCCGGGGGCUCCUCCGGGGUAUCCGGGGACUCCGCGGUCGCGGGCGCGGCGCCGGCCCUGGUGGCCGCGGCGGCCGCCUCGGUACGGCAGAGCCCGGGGCCGGCGCUGGCGCGGCUGGAGGGCCGCGAGUUCGAGUUCCUCAUGCGCCAGCCCAGCGUCACCAUCGGCCGCAACUCGUCGCAGGGCUCGGUGGACUUGAGCAUGGGCCUGUCCAGCUUCAUCUCGCGGCGCCACCUGCAGCUCAGCUUCCAGGAGCCGCACUUCUACCUGCGCUGCCUCGGCAAGAACGGCGUCUUCGUGGACGGGGCCUUCCAGAGACGCGGCGCGCCCGCCCUGCAGCUGCCCAAGCAGUGUACCUUCCGGUUUCCCAGCACGGCCAUCAAGAUCCAGUUCACGUCGCUCUACCACAAAGAAGAGGCCCCAGCCUCCCCGCUGCGGCCACUGUACCCACAGAUCUCCCCUCUGAAGAUCCACAUCCCGGAGCCAGACCUCCGGAGCAUGGUCAGCCCCGUCCCCUCCCCGACGGGCACCAUCAGCGUCCCCAACUCCUGCCCAGCCAGUCCACGCGGUGCCGGCUCCUCCAGUUACCGCUUUGUGCAGAACGUGACCUCGGACCUGCAGCUGGCAGCAGAGUUUGCAGCAAAGGCCGCGUCGGAGCAGCAGGCAGACACGUCUGGAGGAGACAGCCCCAAGGAUGAGUCAAAGCCGCCGUUCUCCUACGCGCAGCUGAUCGUGCAGGCCAUCUCCUCCGCCCAGGACCGGCAGCUGACCCUGAGCGGGAUCUACGCCCACAUCACCAAGCAUUACCCCUACUACCGGACAGCCGACAAAGGCUGGCAGAAUUCUAUCCGGCACAACCUCUCUUUGAACCGUUACUUUAUCAAAGUCCCACGUUCCCAGGAGGAGCCUGGGAAGGGGUCUUUUUGGCGAAUAGACCCUGCCUCUGAAGCCAAGCUCGUGGAACAGGCAUUCCGGAAACGGAGGCAGAGGGGUGUCUCCUGCUUCCGCACCCCCUUCGGGCCUCUGUCCUCAAGGAGCGCUCCAGCUUCGCCCACACACCCCGGGCUGAUGUCCCCUCGCUCCAGCGGCCUGCAGACCCCAGAGUGCCUGUCUCGGGAGGGCUCCCCCAUUCCACACGACCCUGAGUUUGGGUCCAAGUUAGCUUCUGUCCCAGAGUACCGGUAUUCCCAAAGCGCACCCGGCUCCCCCGUCAGCGCCCAGCCAGUGAUCAUGGCCGUGCCUCCCCGACCGUCCAGCCUCGUGGCCAAGCCCGUGGCCUACAUGCCCGCCUCCAUCGUAACCUCACAGCAGCCCGCGGGCCACGCCAUCCACGUCGUGCAGCAGGCCCCCACCGUCACCAUGGUCAGGGUGGUCACCACAUCUGCCAACUCGGCCAACGGAUACAUCCUCACCAGCCAGGGCGCGGCGGGGGGCUCCCAUGAUGCGGCGGGCGCAGCCGUGCUGGACCUGGGCGGCGAGGCCAGAGGCCUGGAGGAGAAACCCACCAUUGCGUUUGCCACAAUCCCCGCGGCUGGUGGAGUCAUCCAGACGGUGGCCAGCCAGAUGGCCCCCGGGGUCCCCGGACACACGGUCACCAUCCUGCAGCCCGCCACACCCGUGACCCUCGGGCAGCACCACCUUCCAGUCCGGGCCGUGACUCAGAACGGAAAGCAUGCGGUUCCCACGAACAGUUUAGCCGGCAACGCUUACGCCCUCACCAGCCCUUUGCAGCUCCUUGCGACCCAAGCGAGUUCAUCCGCGCCGGUGGUGGUCACCCGGGUGUGCGAGGUGGGGCCCAAGGAGCCGGCAGCAGCCGUCGCAGCCACGGCCACCACCACCCCAGCCACUGCCACCACCGCCUCUGCCUCCGCCUCUUCCACUGGAGAGCCCGAGGUCAAAAGGUCCCGGGUGGAGGAGCCCAGUGGGGCUGUGACCACACCAGCCGGAGUGAUCGCAGCCGCCGGCCCCCAGGGGCCAGGCACUGGGGAGUGAGGUCACCUGCAACGCGGGGGAGUGGGACUCACCCAGCGGCGACCCCGAAGCUGGACCCGGCAGCUCAGGCGGCCGCACCCACAGACGGAGGAGAACAGCCCGCGGCGGCCUGCGGGCAUCAGCGGCACCUGGACACACCCAGCCCUUUCCAUUUGAUCACCUGCCUUCCCGUGGUUUAAAACAAAAACACAUAAACAAGUUCAGACAACUGA